GUCUGUAACUUUCAUAACACCGAUGGGGGUUUCAGGUUGCAGGUCUGGUGGGAGGCGAUGAAGCGCGAGAACACGUUUAAAAGUGCUGCAGGAUUCAGACAGAACCAGCGCUCCUGCAUCCAGCUGUGGACAUUCACGAAGUUUCUUCACGAGAACAAAGUUUUCUUCAGAGGUUGACGUUUAGCCAUGGCGGUGUCUUCUGCAUUGUGCAUCUUCAGUCUGUUGGUUCUAGCUCAGGCCCAAUCUGAACUCCAGCAACCCAAGAUUGAACUCCGUCUAGCCGGUGACAAACGCAAGCAUUACGAGGGUCGUCUGGAGGUCUUCUACAACAAUGAAUGGGGAACUGUGUGUGAUGAUGACUUCUCGAUUGAAGCCGCUCACGUGGCAUGCAGGCAACUUGGCUUCUUGGGCGCUGUCGCUUGGUCUCCGUCUGCAAAGUUUGGACAAGGAGAAGGUCGCAUCUGGCUCGACAAUGUCCACUGCACAGGCAGAGAAAACUCUUUAGCUGCAUGCCCCUCCAAUGGCUUUGGUGUGUCGGACUGCAGGCACAGUGAGGAUGUCGGGGUGAUUUGCAAUCAAAAGCGAAUUCCUGGUCACAGGUUCAUCAAUAUCAUGAACAACAAUGUUGAGACUCUUGAAGAACGAGUGGAGGAAAUCCGUAUUAGACCCAUAUCAUCCCACCUCAAGCGCAUACCCAUUACAGAAGGCUAUGUGGAGGUGAAAGAGCGGGGCAAAUGGAGGCAGAUCUGCGAUGAGGAGUGGACACCUUUAAACAGCCGAGUCGCCUGUGGAAUGUAUGGUUUCCCUGGAGAGAAGAACUACAACAACAAAGUCUACAGAUCACUGUCAAUGCGUAAAAAAAAGAACUACUGGGGUUUCUCGGUAAACUGCACUGGAAAUGAAGCCCACGUGUCCAGCUGUAGACUAGGCAAAGCUCUGGAGCCCAAGCGGAACGGCACAUGUGGACGUGGUCUGCCUGUGGUGGUCAGCUGUGUGCCUGGAAGAGCUUUUGCACCCUCAUCCUCCAUCGGCUUUCGCAAAGCCUACAGACCAGAGCAACCCCUGGUGCGUCUGCGGGGUGGUGCAAAUGUUGGCGAAGGCAGAGUGGAGGUGCUGAAGAAUGGUGUUUGGGGAACAGUGUGUGAUGAUAACUGGAAUCUGAAGGCUGCAACUGUAGUGUGUCGAGAGCUGGGAUUCGGAAGCGCCAAAGAGGCUCUCACUGGAGCCAAGUUAGGACAAGGAAUGGGUCCGGUCCACAUGAAUGAGGUGGAGUGCUCUGGAUUUGAGAAAUCUCUCACUGACUGCUACUUUAAUAAUGAUGCUCUGGGAUGCAGUCAUGAGGAGGACGCAGCUGUUCGCUGUAAUGUACCUGCUAUGGGCUUUCAGAAAAGGAUACGACUAAGUGGAGGAAGAAACCCAUUUGAAGGACGUGUGGAAGUUCUCGCUGAGAAGAACGGUUCUCUCGUUUGGGGAACCGUUUGUAGUGAAAACUGGGGGAUUAUAGAGGCUAUGGUGGUCUGCAGACAGCUGGGAUUAGGCUUCGCCAGCCAUGCGUUCCAGGAGACCUGGUACUGGGCUGGAGAUGCGAAUGCAGAUAAUGUUGUGAUGAGUGGAGUCAGAUGCUCAGGAACUGAGAUGAGUCUUCCUCAGUGUCUUCAUCACGGAAAACACAUCAACUGCCCCAAAGGAGGAGGACGCUUUGCCGCUGGAGUCUCCUGCUCUGAUACGGCCCCUGACCUGGUGCUCAACGCUCAGUUGGUGGAGCAGACCACCUAUCUGGAGGACCGGCCCAUGUAUGCUCUUCAGUGUGCUCUAGAGGAGAACUGCUUGUCCAGCACUGCCCGAAAGAAUGACCACAGCUCCUACCGCCGCCUGCUCCGUUUCUCCUCACAGAUACACAACGUGGGCCAAUCCGACUUCAGACCCAAACUGGGAUACCACGCCUGGACUUGGCACGAGUGUCACAGGCAUUAUCACAGCAUGGAGGUCUUUACUCAUUAUGACCUGCUGAGCUUAAACGGCACCAAGGUAGCAGAGGGUCACAAAGCCAGUUUCUGUCUAGAGGACACUCAUUGUGAUGAAGGUAUUUCGAAGCGUUACCAUUGUGCUAACUUUGGUGAACAGGGCAUCACUGUUGGCUGCUGGGACACUUACAGACAUGACAUUGAUUGUCAGUGGAUUGAUGUCACGGAUGUCAAACCAGGAGACUACAUUUUCCAGGUGGUAAUCAAUCCAAACUAUGACGUCGCUGAAUCAGAUUACACCAACAACGUCAUGAAGUGCAAGUGCCGCUAUGAUGGAUACAGGAUAUGGACAUACAGCUGUCAUAUAGGUGGCUCACGGAGUUCAGACAUGGAUGAAUACUCAGGAAUGAGCAACCAGCUGAACCACCUCAGAUAGGAGACGAUGAGCGACGGACAAAGGCUCUCGGUGGAGGACACUGCAGGAUGUCAUGUAGACCAAUAUUCAAAUAUGAUUGACCACUAGAGAGACUCCAGCACUUCAACAGCAGAUCCACUGCUCUUUAACUGACCACCGAGUAUAGAAGUAUGUUCUUUCCUGAUCCUCGUGCGCUGCAGAAGCUAUUUAACUUCCUAAGAUGUACUGUAUUUAUUGCAUUUCUGUGCUUGACUUCUAGAUAGUCCAUCCAAAAAUGAAAAAGUGAGGCAUUGUUUACUCACUUUGGUGCUGUUCUCAUGAAAAAUUAACUAUUGUUGUUAUAUAGUAGAAGUGUGGUAACCAUUCAUUUUGGAUGCAGUGAUGAGGUAUGUUUAAGCACAAUUUUACUGUCAUGGUUUAAUGUUUGCCACUUGAAGUUUUAUGUAAAUUAGUUUGGGGAGGGUAUUAAAGUUACCAUGAAAUGAAAAUAACAUUUUUUAGAUGUUAGUAUCAGCAUUGUUAGUUUUUAAGAUAUCUAUUAGCUAGUGUGCUCUAAAACAAUAGCAAAAAUCAUAUUUAGAAGAUAUAAAACGGAUAUAAACAUGUAAGGCUUGUAUUUCGUCACUUCUGUCUAAAUGAAUCAACGAUUUUUUAUUCACGUCACCUAAUACUUUAGUUUUUCAUCAAACCACAACUAAUCAAAUGCUCUCUAGUAUCUGACAUGCCCCGCCCCCCUUCAAGAUGAUCAUUUGAUGUGCUUGAGCUCAACCACUCUCACUGGUAGAGCAGUGAUAAAAACAAAAUGCUAUUGGCUGUUUUUCCACCCUCUCUUCGUGUUUCUGUUGAAAUUACGUCAAACAUCGAAUAAAAGUGAAUAUUUCAAAGCACUUGAUAGGACCUUUAAAAAAUGUCCAUAUAGCCUCGGCGAGCAUCUGUAAAAACAUACAAUCCAAAAAUAAUAACCAAGCCAGAACGGUCCCUGCAGGUUAUUAUUAUACAUGUAAAACUUUGUAAACCAUUUUUUUUCAUAGUUCUAAAUUAGAUGUCUUUGACAUUUCACAGAUAUUCAGUAAAGAUAUUAAACAAUUGGUAGUUAAUAAUCUACAAUUGUUAGAAAUGCAUGUAGACGCACACAGCAAACUAACAGAAUAAACUCAGUUGGUUCCCGUUUACUUGUUGGUUUGAUGUUUUUCGUUAUAUACGCAUAUAACGAAAAAUAUAUAUUUUUAAUACACUUAAAUUUUUGUUUAUAUACUUAAAUAUUUUUGUUUAUAUACUUAAAUUUUCCUGACGAUUUUAUAAUAUUUCGAUAAUUUCUACAUUUGAAGAAUUCAUUUGCCAAAACAGAAAACUUCAUCAUUCUUUUCAUGGUCAUUUGUGGAAUAACAUGAUUUAUUCAAAUAAAAACAGUGAUCAACUUGACCUGAAGGAUUAUCCUGUAAUUUUGAGACAUCUAAUUUAGAAUUAUAGGGGCAAAAAAUGGUUUAAACAGUUUUACAUGUAUAAUAAUAUCCUGCAUGGACCGUUCUGGCUAGGUUAUUGUAGGUUUUGUAGGUUAUCACAUCUUUAAUAGUUUGGGAAUGUUAUUUCAUGGUUCCAAAAAAAAUAAAAAAAAAAUAAAGAAAAUGCUCCCUCUAAACAGCCAGUAAAAAUGUAUUUUAGCAGAAUGUUACAUAUUUUCUGGAUUUUCACUAAAAUUGUGUGGAAAACAGUGAGGAGGAACUCAUAAAGUCUGUCAUUUCUUUGCUCAGAAAAUCAUUGGAAUGACACCAGAGUGAGUAAAUAAUGACCGUGUGUUCAAUUUGGGAUGGACAAUCUCUGUAUUCAUGUAAUUUCAAGCUAUUCAAAACUGGGAUCUUUUUCUUACUUUCUUUCUACAUUUAUUUAUAAUAUCCCAAAGCCUGUAGUUUCGUGAACCCAACCCCAUUCUGGCUGUCAGACUCUUUUUGUGGUUAAUUCAUCAAGCAUGUCAAGUUAUUUAUUGUGAGUCAGUCAGGGAUUAUGUUUUAUGUCAAAUUUUGUGUAUGCAAUGUGAAACUGUAAGAAUGUGUUGGUAUUUGUGAAGCAUCUGCCCUCCGUUUUAUGAGGGUGCCUAUCUGUAUGACCAGUUCAGUGGUUUCCAGAAAUGUGUUCAUGACUAAACUGCACAUUUGCACAAACCAUUGUAAUGAUUUCUGUAAUAAAAACAAUUCUUAUGUAAA
Danio rerio (zebrafish) is the source of this 4580-nucleotide messenger RNA. NCBI's taxonomy places the organism in Eukaryota, Metazoa, Chordata, Actinopteri, Cypriniformes, Danionidae. The record is from RefSeq and is a predicted model, not a curated record.